AUGGAACCUUAUUCCGAUCAGGCCGCGUCCCGUGUAAUUGAGCCUGCGAGUCAGUUGGAUCCAUCGCAGCACGAGAUUGAGCUGAUGGAAAUGCUGGACCUUCCAUUGACUUUUGACCUACUAGACUACGUUGUCGAUUGUGUGGUCAGCGCGUUUUCGUGUACUAGUUGUUUUACUUCAGCGCAAUCGAGGAUCGAUACUGCUUCCCUUCUGGAUUUGGUUACUGUCCUUGCCUACCACCCAACGUUGGACGUGGACAUGUGCGUAAUUGUUGUCGCCCUGUCCUACGUGGACAAGUGGGGCCGCGAAUGGCAUGACGAAAGUCCGGGCCACUGGAGUUGCGAGACCGUGUUCCUCAUCGCUUUGCUGCUCGCUAUGAAGUACGUCAAGGAGCGGCGGCAGAAUCUAAACGUUUGGGCGAGUUGCCUGGAUUCUUUUGAAGCCAAGGACGUUGCGCGGACGGAGCGCGACUUCCUGCGGGUGAUAGCCUAUGAUCUCAGGAUCCGCGACGAGGAUCUUUUGGCGCAUCGCGACGCUGUGAUACAACGGUGCGCCAGCCCAGAUAUGUCGGCCUCGUCUUCUCUAUCUACGCUUCCCAUAUCGGUCGUAUCACUACCUAUCUCGAAAUCGAUGUUUGCUCUGCAGGACUUGGAAACGAUGAGCCCCGAUUGGGAUCCACUGUUCUUUGCUCGGACGACACCCUUGCCCGACUCACCUUCUAUCGAAACGCCCGAGUGGGCAAAGCAUGUCAUGACGGUGAGGUUGUGUGGACCCAGCGCGACUAUAACAGACGAUACGUGCUUGUACAACCGCCCGUUCGCCUCGCCCAAUACUUCACUCCAACUGGCGAUGCGGGCUAAGCACACCGUAGCGGGAUGUCGAUCACCGGAAUACACAAGCCUAUACACUCAAGAGCUUGUUUCUCCUGGUUCUCCUUGGCUACCACUGAGGACUGCGGGCGCCUUGACGAGUAAAAAUGACGCCGCCGAUCUGGCCUAUCCUGCAGUCACAGCCACUCGGAUUUAUGCCUGCAAUCUCGGUUCGCCUGAUUCACCGUCGCAGCAGGCUUUGAACUCUCGGAACUCACCAAGUACCUGGGAUACGAUUCCGCGCUCCCUUGCCAGGCUCCAUGUGUAG
Molecule: messenger RNA, 1137 nt
Organism: Sparassis crispa
Lineage: Eukaryota; Fungi; Basidiomycota; Agaricomycetes; Polyporales; Sparassidaceae
Exons: 4
Coding region: 1-1137 (378 amino acids)
Source: RefSeq, a predicted model, not a curated record